AUGAUCGGCUAUCUACUUGUCUUGCUGGUCGGCCGGUACAGUCUAACCACAGGUUCAACAGUGAACAACCUUGUACUGUCUUACGCGUCUGUGCUCGAUAUGCUUGCCAUGCCGCCUAUAUUGCCGGUUCAUCUUUUGUCUUCAUUGACUACUUCAUCUACUUCGAUAUCGUCGGUGCAAUGGUUAGUGGAGAACUACGAGACUGCCGAAGGUGUGAGUCUUCCUCGGAGCACGUUGUACUUCCACUAUCUGCAACAUUGCAACGAGCACAAGUUGGAACCGAUGAAUCCGGCCUCGUUCGGCAAAUUGAUCCGUUCCGUCUUCUUCGGGUUACGCACCCGUCGACUGGGUACCCGAGGAAAUUCGAAAUAUCAUUAUUACGGCAUUCGCAUCAAACCCACGUCUCAUUUAAAUCAUUUCGUCGAAGACGCAGGGUUCUCGUUGCGCCACUAUCCGAAUUACCAUCGACAGACGAUGGAGGCAGCGGCAGACUGGAAAAACUUUACCAGCUCCUCCAUGAGUCGAUCCAAGUCCAUCAUUGGCCCAACGAACACCGUUCUGGGCCCGACUUAUCACACCCCUUUACAAUCCAUGGCAGCCCAGCACCAUGAGUUUGGCGCCUCGUCGUUGCGUUCUGACAAGCCCUCCUACUUGUCCUCCACGAAUACUGCUGGAAGCGGGGGAACAUCACUGAGUUCAGGUACGACCGACCCAGUUCCCUCGACUGGGACGGUCUCCAGUCCAACUCUUAACACGAGCAGCCAGCAUCAACACGCCCAGUUCCUAGGGGAAGCAAGCUCUGCUUUGCCGAAUCUGGACGAAAUUUGCCGAUCCGCUGGAUUACCUGUUCCUGGUGAAACGGAUCUGGCUUCGCUCACAAGUGAAAGCACAGAUUCCGGCAAAUCCAAGGCCAAGCUUAGUGUUGGUGCCGUAUCACACGAUCCAUCUUUCUGUGCGGACGUGAUCGCAUUUUGUCGUCUGUACGCCUUGUCCGCCAGUUACAUGCUGGACGCCGUCGUCAACCUGGAUUUCACAGCAAUUGAGACGGUGUGGAAAGCAUUUUGGCGCACUGAUGAAGUCAGGGACUCACGUUUGAGACAAAGCCUGUCACAGGAGCGUCUGCACACACUGGUAUGCGAUCCAGGCGUACUGCAAUUCGUUCGGUUGUAUGAUCAUACGUUUUAUCAAUCGCUCGCCGAAGUACUCAUUCCAAACGUCUUGCGACCAAUUCCGCACGCCUUAACCCAAGCGAUUCGCAAUUUUGCCAAGUCUUUAGAGGGCUGGAUGCGUCAGGCCACCCAUGGUUUAGACAACACAUUGGUCACGUUGAAGCUGUCCGCUGUAUCGGCUCUGGCGCAGACAUUGCGACGCUACACCAGUCUCAACCAUCUGGCACAGGCCGCUCGCACUGUCCUCAAGAAUAGCAGUCAAAUUAAUCAAAUGUUGACUGAUCUGAAUCGCGUGGAUUUCAACAAUGUACAGGAACAAGCUUCUUGGGUGUGCCAGUGUAGCGAUGCCACGGUCAGUCAACUGGAGCAAGACUUCAAACGUAUUUUGCACAAACACGCCUCCUUGGAAGAAUGGGCUCAAUGGUUGGACACCGUCGUAAUAAACAUUCUACAACCACUCGAAGGGAAUAGUUUGGCCUACACUCGGGCAGCACACCAGCUCAUACUGAAAUGGUCUUUCUACAGCUCCAUGGUGAUUCGUGAUUUGACGCUUCGCUCCGCGGCCAGCUUCGGCAGUUUCCAUCUUAUUCGUCUUCUCUACGAUGAGUACAUUUUCUAUCUUGUGGAGCACAAAGUGGCCGCUCAUUUGGGCAUGACACCCGUGGCCGUCAUGGGCGAAAUGGGUCGAGUAAGUACAGUGAGCUCCCUCACAUCGUUUGAUUUACCUGUUUUGUUGCCCUUGUCCUGUUCGUGCAAAUAG
This is a messenger RNA of Dicrocoelium dendriticum, 1929 nucleotides long. NCBI's taxonomy places the organism in Eukaryota, Metazoa, Platyhelminthes, Trematoda, Plagiorchiida, Dicrocoeliidae. The record is from the annotation of a GenBank genome assembly.